AUGAAGGUUUUCUCGUCGCUCUUCGUCGUUCUCAUGGCCGUCAUCAUGAUCGGAUCCAUGGUCUCUGUCGAGGCCAACCCCCGUCUUGGAGCCAAAAGCAGCAGACUACCCACCCCUUCCACCGACCAACAUCCCCUGCAAGAGUAA
Caenorhabditis briggsae is the source of this 147-nucleotide messenger RNA. The record is from RefSeq and is a predicted model, not a curated record. The transcript is spliced from 2 exons. The coding region runs from base 1 to 147 and encodes 48 amino acids. NCBI's taxonomy places the organism in Eukaryota, Metazoa, Nematoda, Chromadorea, Rhabditida, Rhabditidae.